Molecule: messenger RNA, 1033 nt
Organism: Penaeus monodon (black tiger shrimp)
Lineage: Eukaryota; Metazoa; Arthropoda; Malacostraca; Decapoda; Penaeidae
Exons: 4
Coding region: 596-1033 (145 amino acids)
Source: RefSeq, a predicted model, not a curated record
GUGCGAUCAUACCAUAUAUCUGUAGAUUACGUUAUUGGGAAUGAAGGAACUAUGCAUACAAGACGAGAUUUUUUUUUUUUUUUUUCAUUAAGCUACUACAUUUACUUAACAGAGGAUUGGUGUGUGUAUUUUGGUGAUCAGGCCAUAAAUCUAUAACUUAUGAAGGACAGUGCGCAGUGGUGAUUCAUCGCAAGGAAAAUAUCAUUAAUUCGUGAUUCGAUGCCAACGAUGUCUCUCUGCAUUCUUCGGAGGGACAUGCCUCGCCCGUGAGUCUCCACGGAUAUUGUAAAUCACUCGAGACCGAGAUAAAACAGAAAAAACAGCCAAGUCGAAGGUCGUGCUGUACGAAGGAACUCCGUCGAGGUUCGUUGCGUGGUCGAACCCCCCUCAGUGAAGCUUCGGUCAGGAGCACGAUGUGAGAGGACCAGGCGCCGCGUAAGGAGGUCGCGAGCCGGAGCGAAGGGGAUUAAUGCCCCGUGCUGUGACCCGUGCAGUGUGACCCGGAAUGCCUGCUUCUGGAGGAGGAGGAGGACGACGAGGACUACGCGAUGUCGGCCGGAUUAUGCCUGAGCCUCGGGAUUAGUUAACGGAGACGAUGCCGAAGCUAUACUGGAGGAGUCGCAAUGAUGAGGUGGUGUCUGCCAAGCCCUCGCGGGUGGGCAUGGUGUCCCCCCCUCGCCCCGGCACCCAGGACUCCGCACAGACCCCCGCGCACCUCCUGUGGCUGCAGACGGACGACGGCAGCGCAGACGGAGGGAAGUUCCGCAACGGCCACGGCGGGGGCGGCAGCAGCGACAGCGGGGAGGGGAGAUCGCCAGACCUCAUGAAACUCAACAACUUCGCCCCCAAUUUCAACAUGAAAGGCCCUAGACGAGGGCGGGACAAGGGGGAAGGAACCGGGGGGUUGGUAGUGGUUAUUCGGAUUAAUGUUAAAAUUAGGAGGUGGUAUAGAUUUCUGUAUUUUGGGAGUCGUGACCCAUGCAAAAUAGAUGAUUACAGCCUUGAGAACCUCCUAUGCUUGCUCUACCUCUGA